Lingula anatina is the source of this 701-nucleotide messenger RNA. Its product is annotated as E3 ubiquitin-protein ligase TRIM71-like. Gene Ontology annotation, molecular function: protein binding; zinc ion binding. NCBI's taxonomy places the organism in Eukaryota, Metazoa, Brachiopoda, Lingulata, Lingulida, Lingulidae. The record is from RefSeq and is a predicted model, not a curated record.
AGUUCAGAUGGUACAUUUAUGAAGAAGAUCACCAGUGUCUCAGACACACAGCUGAAACAUCCAAGAGGGAUCUGUCACUUCCCUGAUGGAAGGAUGGUUCUAUCUGAUACACACAAUAACAAACUGUUCAUCCUGUCACCACAGUGGGAAGUACAGCAAACUGUAGAUGUCAACAAUCCAUGUGGUGUGGCUCUCAAUAACAGCUGCACUAAGAUUGCUGUGGCACAGGUUGGAGGAGAAAAGUCUGUGAGUGUGUUCAGUAUUGAUAUCAAAGGGAAAAUAACUCUAACUGAUGUGAUAAAGAACAAAGAUGGGGAGCAAUUGUUCAAUGUACCAUAUAAAGUGGCAUAUAUGAGCAAUGGGUGCCUUGUUGUCAGUGAUAUAUCACCAAACAAACUUCACAUCCAAACCCCAUCUGGUGACCCACUGUAUCAGUACACAGGACCUGAUAACAAGUUAGGUGACAUUCGUGGUGUCUGUGUUGAUGCAUAUGACAACAUACUGGUCACUGAUUAUGAUAACGACUGCAUACACCUUGUAUCCCCAGAUGGAAAGUUCAUCCAGUACAUAGCAACCCAAGCUGAUGGAUUAUAUAGACCAUGGGGAUGUACCAUCAACCAGGAUGGAGAUCUGGCAGUGACUGACCUUAGAAGGAAGGUGAAAGUAUUCCAAUACUUGGAAAAAUGACAUGCUUUAGAAUG